AUGGAUAUGCAGUCGCAGAUGAGACGUCCAUAUGGUGAUGAUCAAGCAGAGGAUCCAAUCAGAAUUCACCAUCCAGAGGAAGAAGAGCAUCAAGAGAAGGGAGCAAGUAAAGUGUUGAAGAAAGUGAAGGAAAAAGCUAAGAAGAUCAAGAACAGUCUUACUAAACAUGGACAUGAACACGAUCACGAUGUCCACGAAGAAGACGAUGAAUAUGACGAACAAGACCCAGAAAUGCACGGCGCACCAGUGUAUGAAUCGUCUGCUAUGAGAGGCGGUGUAACGGGUCAACCCGAGUCACUGAGUCAUCCCGGAGAAACUAAUGUCCCGGCACCGGAAGAGAUCAUUCCACCAGGGACGAAGGUUUUUCCGGUGGUAUCUUCCGAUUACACCAAACCCGUUGAAGCUGAGCCAUUACUAGAUACAGUCUACGGACACGAAGCACUGUCUGAUCCCGAUCCUGUAAGAAUGACGGACAGGGAAGAGAGAAGAGGAGAAUACUCUCAUCCACUGAGAGACAUGUCGGAGAGAGAAGAGAGCAGAGAGGCUCAUCAGAUGCCAAUGAACACUCCUGCGUCUCUGUUAUCCGGAACAGAGGAUGUGACAAGUACGUUUGCUCCUGGUGAAGAUGAAUAUCUCGGUGGUCAACGGAAAGUCAACAUCGAGAGGCCUAGAGGUUUGGAGGAAGAUUCGGCUGCUCCAGGCGGUGGGUCGAGUUAUCUAAGUGGUGUAUCUAAUUAUCAGUCCAAGGUCACUGAUCCCACCCAACAAGGAGGUGGAGAAGCUGGAGUACCGGAGAUUGCUGAGUCUCUCGGGAGGAUGAAAGUGACCGAUGAGUCUUCUAAUCAGAAAUCAGGACUUGGAUUUGAAAGAGACAUGCCGAGAGACCAAGAAUUUGGUCUGAAGAAGGAAUCGGGAAUCGGAAAAGAUUCUCCGGCGGGAUUUGGAGGGAAAUCAGGAGCUGGGAUAGGGAAAGAUUUUCCGACGAGAGGCCAUGAAUUUGAUCAGAAGAACGAUUCUGGAAUCGACAAGAAUUCGGCGACGGGAUUAGGAAGCGCUUCAAUCGCUGGGCUGGGCGAAGAUUACCCAGCGAGAGGUCUGAAGAACGAAUCGGGGUUUAGCGGCGAGUCAGGACCUGGAUUGGAGAAAGAUCUUCCUCUCCCGGCGAGAAAUGAUGAUGCGAAAGUGGAGACGGUGUUGGGAAGAGACUUACCGACGGGAAGUCAUGAUCAGUUCUCACCGGAACUUUCUCCUCCGAAAAAGAUAGAUGAUUUCGAGGGGACAAGAGAUGAGGCAAAACCCAGCACGUACACGGAGAAGAUAGGUUCAGCGACUUCGUUCGUAACCGACAAAGCUAUAGCGGCGAAGAACGCAGUCGCCUCGAAGCUAGGUUACUCCGGAGAAAGCGGCGGCGGCGGAGGAGGAGUGCAAACACAGAGCCCGGUUGGAGUUGAUGAAACGACUCCGAGAUCUGCGACGGGAUACGGUCAGAAAGUGGCGGGAACUGUUGCGGAGAAGUUGACUCCGGUCUACGAAAAAGUCAAAGAAACAGGAUCGAACGUGAUGACGAAGUUGCCACUUUCCGGAGGUGGAAGUGUAACGGAGGAGAAACAGCAAGGAGUAGACAAAGGUGUGUCGACUAGAGACUACUUUGCUGAGAAACUGAGACCUGGAGAAGAAGACAAAGCAUUAUCGGAGGUGAUUGCGGAGAAACUUCAUCUCGGAGGAGGAGGAGAGAAGAAGAUGACGACGACAAAGGAAGUGGAAGUGACUGUGGAGAAGAUUCCCUCUGACCAGGUACCGGUGGAGAAGAUCCCCUCCGAUCAGAUAUUGGAGGAGAAAGAACAUGUAGGAGGAGGAGGAAUGGUGGGGAAGCUUAAAGGAGCGGUCAGUUCUUGGCUCGGUGGUACAACUGAGGAAGUGAAGCCUAAUAAGUCUUCAGAUUCCGUUGACGAGUCGUCACAGUCGCUUGGCUCCACCGUUGGGACUAUGGGAUUUUCGGAUUCCGGUGGAGUUAUACCAGGGCAGAGAGGACUUCAAGAUUCUGGAAACUGA
This is a messenger RNA of Microthlaspi erraticum, 2052 nucleotides long. The record is from the annotation of a GenBank genome assembly. Lineage: Eukaryota; Viridiplantae; Streptophyta; Magnoliopsida; Brassicales; Brassicaceae.